CAUGCAUAGAACCUCACUAAUAAACAGACAUACACGCAUAGAAAUGACAUAGGGAAAGAGUCUGGUGCUUGAGAAUUUUUGCAAAAUAUUCGGAGAGAUACUGGGGAGCCCUAGACAAAACAAGUUAAGCAGCUGACAACUUAAUCAUUGUGUUGACUGGAGAGGUACGGUCGUGUGGUCCUUCCCCUCAGGCUUGCACAUUCACACAAAGAGAAUCACUACGCAAUCGUCGAAUACGAUAAGUAACAUAACGAAGAACGCAGCGUGAACGUCAAAUGCAAUAAUCUCAUACAACAAAGUAACAGGGACGACAAAGCAAGCAAAGGCACGAGCUGUGUGCCUGAUUUGAAGCUGACCCAUUAAAGCUCUGUAUAAAAAAAGCUGUCAGCAGUGUUGUUCGUUGACAUCUUCGAGUGGUUGUUUCUUCCCUAUUUGUGUGUCUGCGUGUCACGUUCUCUAUAUAGAGAAAUCCAGUGGGUGAGCGUGUGUGUGUGUGUGUGCGAGUGCGUGUGUCUGCAUGUAUGUGUGUAUGCGCGUCUAUUGUUUGUCUUCGGCUCAUUCAGUACAUGCGGCACUUAUGGUGACCGCAGCUGCUCUACCUAUCGAUCCACUUCGUUUGGUUGAUGGACGGUGGCGCGCAGAGGUGGACUCCGGACAUUCGAAAAAACAGCAACAAAUACCCAGUGCAGUUCUAGUGUAAAGGCCGCACACCUGACAAUCACAGUAGGUCUAAGCAGCUAUUGUCCUCGCCAACGGGCUGGAACGGCCUAAAGCAAAACGUUGAUGCCAGCAAAAACACUAUUCCAUCCUGUCUAGUAAUACCUACCGAUUAAACAGGCAUUCGAGGUACGCGUAGAAACGAUUUGAAUCAAGUUUACCAGGUGCUGCAUAAUCGAUGCAUUAAUAUUCAGUUGCUGGUCCUGUUGACAGCACUCUCCCAUCAGAGUCAUUGUCACUCCAUUACCUUCGUUCUGGAGAUACUUUUAGUUGUCAAACAAUAUGGCUACUGCAAUCGAGUUAGAAGGUAGUUCAGUGGCGUACCGGUAUCAAACCUGGAAUGCUCGUGUUGCCUAUUUGCUGCGUGAGUGCAUGUGAAGGACUCAUGUGUUAUCAUUUCCGUGGACGGUGCGCGGUGGUAGACAGGAACGGCCAAGCGUCAUCGAUUAUCUAUCUUUACAGAGAAAAGAACCGCCUCGGCAGACGUUCGUGAAAAAUUCGAGAAAAUAGAAUAUCAUACACUAUAUGACGUGUAUGUAAUCCUGUAUUUAGCUCGCGUGACACAAAGGUCAGCCAGCGUCGAAACUUUCCGGCGAUCAGUGAGCAAAGCGAAGCAGUGCGUUAGCCGAUCAAAUAGCUGAGCUCACUGGUUUUUCGACGAAACGAAGACCGCGACACCAAUAGUCGAUUGCACAUCUCACUCAAUCAGCCAUCUGAGCGACGCAUACAAAGGUUAAAAUCAGAUUGACAUCGAUGGUAAUAAGACGUAAACAGAACUACGAAUAACACAUCGGAACGUCAAGGACGGGCAAUACCUAACCGUAUCUGUGUUCAAGUGACUUUGUGGCAACAGAACCCGUUCAGCGCGCCCAAAAGUCGGUCUCGUCAGCGCGUUCGAUUGCAUUCAGGAGAAGACAUUGUUUGUAUGAUACCUCAUUCCCACUCCACGCUAUUCGAUCUGGACAUCAAGAAGAACACUAUGACGAACAAAAACUUAAGUGUUUUCUUUCCUUAUUGUUCGAUCCCCGAAACGAAUAGUCGGUAUUUGUAUUGAUCUUGUGACCAAACCGAGAGAACAGAACCGUCUAAAUACGUGCCUUGGCGUUUUACAAGGCGGUAGUUACUGCGCGGUCGUUCGGUUCCGUCUUAAGGAGUAAAGGAGUGCGUGAUUGGAUCACUUUGCUUACGAGCAUAUCUCUUGUCUGCGCCAGUAAACCACUACUGCAGCCGUGGUGUUUGCGUAACUCGGCUCCACAGACGGCCUGCUUGUCAGUCCAGCUGGUCAGCCAGUAAUCGUAACGUGGUUAGUUUUCUUGUGGGUAUUUAUUUACUAUAACCAUGCUGCACUAAAGUGAGUGCAAUGAGUGAUAUCGGCAGGUUAUCGAUUGAUUCAAUUGAGAAGGAAUGGCGGGCACACGCUUAAAGCUGGGCUAAUGGUGGUGGCAGGGGGAAUGUUGGUUUCUUCAACACGUACAUGAACAGACUGGCGACAUAACCGCCAGUGACCUGUGGUCUUGUAUUACUAUCCGAAUCCGUAUCUGCCUAUGUACAUGUGUGUGAACGGAUCAGCUGAAAGACUAAACCAAGCGUAGAAUAUAUCAUAUUGGCCAAUCAACUUACACGUUGCCAGUCCAACAUUUGACUGACAUAAAGGCGUCGUCACACCACCGGAUACGUCCAUAUAUACACACACCCAUUAGCAAGUAGACGUAUCAGAAGGAUCGUGUGCCAGCCUGCUAUAGAUACAGCACUGUGGACUAUCUGUGGCUACCCGAUAUAACCGCCGCGAUCACUGCCGUUGCCGGCUCGUCAUCCGUGAAGUUCUCACAUACAUCGUUUUCGACGCUGAGUUGAUGGACGAAGCUAAGUAGUGUCGCUGGACCGUAUUUGUAAGCAGACGUCGCCAAUAAUCAUCGGGUCCUAUCUGGGCGGACUAGUGGUGUGUUGUUUUGGCGCACGCUGCUACUAAGCGAAAACCGACGACGUCACCUUGCGGCGGUAGAUACACUCAAAAAGCCAAUCCUUUGAAGUCUGCGUAGUAAUACGCCAGCAUCAGACACUGUCGUUGUGACAAUGCAGGUAAGCUGAAUUGUACGCGGUUUGUACUCGUAUGAAAUUCAACGAAUUGGCCGGUAAAGAUCAGUCUUUCUACAGUAAACAAAUAGCCGAAUCAAGCAAGCCCAUACCGAGUACGGCGCUAGCUACUGAACUAUGGUCCAAUUGGAUCAAACUGAAUCCAUUGUAUCCGUGUAUUUGUAUUCGUGUAAUAGUGUGCGCUCACUUUGAUCAGAAGUGGGUGUCAACUUUUGUGCGAUAACAUUUGGUGCUGGUUUGUAUUACGUUGUGGCUAUUAAUUUUGAAUGGGAAAUAGAGACGUUUAGCGUUUCUCGUUUUGUACGUUCAAGCCUGUUAAAGUGAGUUUUCCUACAUUGGCAAAUAACGUCGAGGAUCCUUCGGGUGGCCUAUUCCGUGCCUGCCGACGCCGUUCGUGCAUAUUUUGAGUUGAACGGCCGAGCAGUUCUUAUAUUACCAUACAAAUACGAUUUCGAACAGUCGCGCGAUUGAUUGUUGCCCAGCGACGAUUUCCUAGACUCUGCUCUGCUGCCCCGGUGAAUUCAUUCGAAAGGACCACAAAUAAAGCUGAGGCAACAUUACGCAACUGACCCUACGUUCAUAAGCAACCGAAAUGAUCGCAAUAUAAUAUCGAAUAACGACGACGGCGACAGCAAUAGUAACAGCCGUUACUGUGUACCAAUGACCUCUCCUGCCAGUCUGCAUUGCUGGCAGAAACAGCACAUCGACGUUAUUUUAGAGACAUCUGACGGCCUGCCAGAAAAGCUCCACUACCGCGAGACGACAGCCGAUUAGAUUCUUAGACACAAUAGAAACGACAGUGGUUACGAGGCGGUCAGCGUUUAUAAAAACGUUAAAAACAGGUCAACUACCAAUCGGAUUAGACGUUCACGGACGCCGGACAAUUUGCGUCCGGGAUACAUUCAGGCACAAUAUCCCCGGCGGCCACUGCGGCGAGAGCUAACUGAAAAGUUACCCUGACAGACUCCUCUAUACAGGAAUAUUCACUACCGCCCGUGCGCGAUGUGGAUUCGUCGGUACAGCUGAGGCCUUCUGGCCUCUAGGCCCAAAUUGUAACAGCUCUUCAGCAGCAAAGACAUCAGUGAAGGAAACUUGACUAUCGCCUAUCAGCGAGCUUGCUGCACAUAUUGCAGCAGCACAAACAACAAUAGCCACAAGCAUUAUGCCACAAUAGCUCGGCAACAAGAAGAUAAAUGACAACAAGUAUACGAUAUCAACUUUACGUAUACAAUAACAUUCAACAAGAGCAAGAAGCAUCACUCGGUUUUUUAUUCCUAUAAUUAUAUAACUACUUUUGCUGCCACGGACCUCAGGAACCUGGCGUUUUACUCGUACCAUUAAAUGAAUACGUGUGCUAGCGAGCGAGCGAGCGAGCGAGCAAACGAACGAAUGAACAAGAAAAUUACACUACGGAAAUAGAAUAUAUCCCACACUUCAAGCAAGAGGUUGGUAAUUACUGCUAAAAUUCGGUAACGCUCACGGACACUUCACGUACAAGUGAGUGGCGAUACUGCAACACGUAUAUUGCUACAUGUCGCACUCUGGGACUGCUAAGUAUUACGCCUAUAUGGGUAGUGUCCGCUUCAAGGGAACCAAAUAAUAAGCAUCGCGUUCAGACCUAUUUUCGAUUACAUCAAUUGCUUCUAUUAACGAAUUCAUGCUUUCUGGCUAAGGACGCAAUUGCAGAAAUACGUGCAGAUCUGCAACGUCAGACCAUCAACGGCUGCCUGCUCUUGCGCCUACCCGCCAUCUGCGUCCACUUGGCGUCUCAUAUAUUGCAGGACCUGUCGAAAGACGAGUUCACGACUGCAGCAGCGACGAACAUAACAAUACCAACUUCAGCUAUUGUCAAAACAUCAUAAAUAGGCGUAAAAAUAGUAUCAGGAAAAACAGCCAUCUAAACGGCUGUAAUCACAGAACAUCAACAUUUCGAGUGCAUAACCGUCCCUUCAUAUUACCUAGUAUCUAACGCGUUACCAUUGUCCUUAUCUUGCUCAUUAUUAUCGUUCUGAAUUGCUCCAUAGCUGCGAAGUCUUCGUAGGUUCUCCAAGCUCUUGUUUAAUCUGAAUCGAGCCUUGCUUCCGAAACAUAUCGGCAGUCCCCUCUCAGUCUCCUCUAUCUAGCCCUCCGGCAUUAAUGAAGUCUACUUUUUUUUCUAUACAACAACAGUAACUAUUGUACUUCGCGUCUUCUCUUGUCUACCAAUUUCCUAUUAUAUGAUAUUAUAGUUUACUUCAAUAUCUGUCGCGAGACGCCCCCGCGUCGCAUGCCGCUAUCGUUGCGAACUUCGUGAUUAUUCGAGUUGCAGUAGGCCGACCUUUGCUGCCUAAAAGGCCAUUCUAAGCCGGGUGAAUUUGUUCACUCCGAAGCGAUAACAGGAACAACUAGUAUUCAUACGUAUCCAUAUGUUAGUAAUACAACUAUCAAUCAACUAUUACUACGACUUUUACUGUUUCCCUAAAGAAUAAAUCUGCAAAAAAUAACCAGACAAACCGAAGGGACUAAGGAAGGGCCAACUAACUAGUUAGCACGAACCGAAUUAACUGUGCUAUAACUUAUCAUCGCAACAAACUAUCCUCUGAAACCAAGAAUGCUUCAAGUGUUGUGAUUAUACAUUACUACUACCGCCGUUGAACUUGUUCCCCCUCCCCAUCAGCCCUCAAGUCUAACUUCACGUUCAACUGUCGCCACCCAGCCUCUAAGCCUACUGCGAUUUCCUUCGUGACUACCUGAAGAUCAGCGUUUGUAGACUGCGUGCUCUGCCGGUGACAACGUGCGUUUCGGCGAAUCAAUCAAUCAAUCAAUGCUGACUCGGUAUUAACGCACAGACACUGAAAUAGAGCUAAAAACUACUGCAAAAAAAGCAUUAGAAGUGGCACUUGUGUAUAAUCACCCAUCGUCAUCGAACAAAUCAUUACCGCGGUAAUCCUCGAUUACUUCGAACACAACAACAACAACAACAACAACCAAAUACGCAAGAGCUUUAAUGCAACUUCAAAACAGAAGCGCUAUUUGAUAAACACUUGAAAAACCUCAGUACCUCAUCACGACUCAACCCAAGUAACCUUGCGACUAACCGCCUAAACUGUUCAAUAAAGCAUCUCGACGUAAAGGAAUCGUAUCAGAAAGGACGCAUAUAGCCAACAUUCUGCACUGCUGAAAAAAACAUCAACAAGUAUUCAUGGAAACUGAGUACGGCGCACUCAGCCGCAUCAUCCCGAUGAUUAUCAGCACGCGAUUCGUGCUGAAGUGAAUGAAGCACACGCGAUUACUGAUUGAACGUGUGAAGUACAUUCGACGUGGUCAGCAGCUUAUCGAAUAGUGCAACAGGUUCAUUGAACAGCUGUAGCAAAUCUCGAAAAGCAGAUAAUAACAGCUAAGCCGAUAACUAAUCGACAAAAAAGAUAGCUAACGGACAACAGGACCAAUAAAGGCAAACGACCAAGGCCAAGUAUAGUAACAACAAAACCUGGGUUACCUCUUCGCUUUCCUCUCAGUUUACACACAAUGGGUAAGCAUAACAGCAAGCUGAAGCCCGAAGUGCUUGAAGACCUGAGGCAGAACACGGAGUUUACGGACGCCGAGAUACAGGAGUGGUAUAAAGGAUUCCUGAAGGACUGCCCCUCGGGCCAUUUGUCAAUCGAGGAGUUCAAAAAGAUCUAUGGCAACUUCUUCCCGUAUGGCGAUGCGAGCAAAUUUGCAGAACAUGUGUUCCGCACGUUCGAUGCCAACGGUGACGGAUCGAUCGACUUCCGGGAGUUCCUUUGUGCGCUCUCGGUCACUUCCAGGGGCAAACUCGAGCAGAAGCUUAGGUGGGCCUUCUCCAUGUACGAUUUGGACGGCAAUGGCUACAUCUCGCAUCACGAAAUGCUUGAAAUUGUCACCGCAAUUUACAAGAUGGUGGGCUCCGUGAUGAAGAUGCCUGAAGACGAGUCGACGCCCGAAAAGCGGACAGACAAAAUCUUUCGACAGAUGGACAAAAAUCAGGAUGGUAGAUUGUCUCUUGAGGAGUUCAUAGAGGGCGCUAAAAGCGACCCCUCAAUAGUGCGCCUGUUACAGUGCGACCCCGGCUCACACUGAUGCGGCGACAACGAACGAUCGCAGACGAACUCAAUAAAAAGUCACAGUCAUAAAACAAUGAAGACAGUAAUAGCAAUCAAUGGUCAUUUCGAGAAUAGUACACACCUGACUUGCUAUCUCGAAAUCACAGUUACGUAUACAAACCAAAUUAUCGAAUCAUUUAUCGAGAGCAAAAUUUUGUGAUCUAUGAAAUAAUGUUUGCCAGAACCUGACAAGGAAAUCAUCUCAUAGCAUGCGCUAAAGCAAAUAGGUACAUAGAGAGAACAGUGGCAUCGAACAGCAGACAAAAGACAUUAAAAACAAAACUCAAAUUUGGCACAGCAUGUCUCAUAGCAUCCAAUGAAAAAACACCCGACAAACUGUAUCAUCACUAUGACAUCACCAUCUUUUACAGCUGCAUAUUAUCCUAUAUAAUGUUUACGUUACAGCGCAUGCGCAAUGCCCGACAUUCACUGCGCAGCCAUAAUUACCGCCAUAAUCUUUGCUAUCUGUAUAGUUAGUAUAAUUAAAUGGCUAGUAUUCUUCUAUAAUAAUAAUAAUAUGUCUAUGUACUUUUUCAUUCUCUAAAUGUGUCCUACUCCUAAUUUAUAUUAUGAUCAACGAUAACUAGCCGACGUCGUUACUCCUUACGCGGAUAUCGCUUAUGUUACGAUUGUCCUUGUUAUUAGACUUGGCAGUCAGAAAAAACCUGAGAGAAUCAUUGCAUCUUCGAUCGAGCCUGUAGGGAACGAGCCGCUGCGUUGAUUGGUGCGCCAUAUCGAAAUAUGGCUUCAUUGUAUAGUUUCUUGUUGUAGCUUGUUUUCAUUUUGGACGCUCAUUAUAAUAUCAUUAUGGGUCUCCUACGUUCGAUCAGCGGAUCUACCUUAACGGUCAGCGACGAUUUUGUUAGCGAUUGAAGCACUAUAUAAUUCGUUUCGUUCCGUAAAGCGUCACGCCCUUGUCACUGUUCAGCUACUCUAGCAACGUCCGACCGGUGGAGUGUAUCGGACUUUUUGUGCCGCUGAGCGGUUGGCAUUUGGAGCUCAGUGACCGCUAGAUGAGCAUCAGGUAUCCUUAUGAUUCUGCUGCCCGAAACGACAAACCGGCGGGCGCGAUCAGCACAACGCAGCUUAUGGCCCGUCCGGGUCGGGCUUAAUUUUAGCCAUAGGUGGCACGCACGGCCCAAUAGUGACCACUGGGCAGAAUAGGUUCAAGCUGCCGAACUCCGCCGUGAUGAACUUGGUGAAAAGUAUCGCAUUAAAUUAGAAUUGAGUAAAGUUUUGCACGUAAAAUUUCAGCCGGUCAUUUUUACCUAUUCAUUCGGAGAAAGUGAUUUGAUCGAAAGGCUUGCCGCCAGUGCACGUGCAGUGUGACUGGCGAGCAGUUGUACUAGAUGCUCUGAUCCAGCCAACGGCAGGGAUCAGCAGUUCGUCAGAGCUACGCCUCAACAAUGGCUAUCGUCAAAAACAUAAUGCAUAAUAUUUCAUCACGGUUCGGCAGAAGUUCUUCCCGGGACGCAGCGACAAUGAUAACAUACAAAUGCGUGCAAGUAUCGCAUUUUGAUUUUUGUCUGCUUAUCGAUCUUGGGCGUCUAUGUCGGUACACAGAUACGGUACAUGUCAAGCAGGAGACGGGUAUAUCAAUUCUGUUUUAAGCUCGGUCAAUAAUAGCUUGAUUUAUCCGAAAGGUGUCUGAGAUCAUCUUAAUUUCCUCUCUAGAAUCGUUUCGUCAAAAAGUGUAGCUAUUGCAGAAGAUGUAUAUGGGAUGAUAUGUUUAUAUCUAUAUACACACGCAUAUAUAGUAUAUGUGGAAAUCGUUACGAGAUGUGUGAUAUACCAAGAAGAAGCUGUUCAGUUGAAAGUAGCAGAAACUGUCGUAAGGCUGCAGACGCCAACGCUAGCUCCAACAUGGCACGAAUCGUUGAUGCGAUGUGAAAAAAAUAGAUGAAUAACUUUUGUUUUACUUAAGUUACGUUUAUACGGUUGCUGAUAUCGAUUUUUUUUCCCAGUUCCAACAGUAAACAGCUGUUGCUUUAGCGUAUUAGCAAUUGUUCCUCUAUACUCCUGUUCGCUCUAUUUCCAUACAUAUCUCUCGCUAGCCGAGACUAAGAUGUGCAAAGAUACGAUCCAUCGCUGUCUCUAAAUCGUCGUCGAACAGCAGUUAACCAGUAAAUGAUUAAAGAAUAAUAAUCCAAAAACGAACGACCCCGACAAGUUUAAGCGCGAUAACUUUGUGCACAUACGUACGCAACAAGGGGAAACGAAACAAACGACAAAGAUUUGUACAAUACAAAAUAGUGAAACAAUAGAUACGAACGCGAUAACUCUAGCGGCGACGCCAGCGACAGCAAGAGUCAUCUGCUUGACUGUUACUUUCCGUAUGAAGUAGGUUGAUAAGGGCCCUGAAACAGACUCCGGUAAGCUAGAAACUCCAUUGAUCCGACGUUGUCUAUACUAUUACAUGAAAAUCGGGGACGACUAGACAGAACAGAACACAACAUUCGCGUGGUAGUCGCGCGCAGAAUACGACGACAGCAACAACAACAAAUACGAAGGGGAAUCGAGGAUAAGCAGGACGAUAUUCAUAAUACACAAAACACGACAUGACAGAGAUUUAGCUAACCUCAGUACUAUACAAUAGUAGUUAUAUAAAUAAUCAUACGGCACCUCGUGCGUUAAGUUCCCUGCAGCGUCGCGGACCUACGUCGUCGACCAUGACAUAAAGAUGAGGAUUAUCCAUCAGCCGUUUUUCCCAUUUGCUACGAACUACACAAGCCCAUAAAUCAACCGAACAGGUCGUAUACACAUAUAUAUAUAUAUAUGGGAUAGGCACAAGUUUUCAUAUCCCCUCGGAUCGUUAACUUCCGUGUACCGGAUGCUACUGACAGACUUAUAUUACGCUGAAGCAUCAUAACAAGAGCUAAUUUAUCAACUCUAUGGCUGAUGUUUUUGAUCUCUACCAUAGUGCAGGCUAUAGAUACGGAUAGGCACGAUCGGUCUAGCAGGAAACAACAGACAUUUUGCAGUAGGACUUGAAACAUUUACGAAGCAGAAGGCCUGCAGGACCCAGGUAAUAUCUUACUACACACACAGAUACGCAAUAGCAUAGGAACUGUUAAGAAAGAUAUGUGCGAAAUUAACAAGCGUCCAAAUCAAAACGACAAGUCACUUAUUAGUAUAAUAAGGAGAUACAUCAUUCGUGCGUAAGCUUCCAACGGAAAACGACGACACGAAAAAAAAAAAGCUAGGAAAAACGAAAUUAAAAAAGUAAUAGGCGUUUGCGCGUAGCAGCUUUAGCAGAAAGACCCAGCUUGUCGUCCUUUUCACCCGUUCAAGGUCAGUGUAGAUUAGGGUCCAUUGACAAUGCUACAAGGUAUACAGAUAAAUAGAUACACACAAUUACACUGUUUGUUUACAUGAGGAAAAACGUGACGCCCAGAACUGCACACUGGGGCGGGCAAAAUACACUUAACUUGACUAUGAUCAUUACAGAUAAUAGUAAUAUAUAGCAAUAGUAAGACUGUACCAAUGCUAGUGAUAUAGAUUGUACAAUUACAAGCUAUAAGAACGGCGAUAAGAAUAGAAAUAAUGAAGAACGACAUUAACGUGAUAAGUGAUCAUCACUAAAACGAACGUGACUACUAAGGGUUAUCGCAAUGACUCGUUUAAGCAAUUUCGAUCCUAGAUAAACGAUUUCUAUAUGAUUAGCGUAGUAAAAUGAUAAAAUAAGUAAAUAAGAUUGUGAAAAUAUAUAUAUAUAUAUAUAUAUGAAUGUCUACCCCUAACAUGAGGCAAUACGUUAGUUAAAAUUACCAUUUUACCCCGCUGCAAAUUUACGCUCUAAGCAAAUAUUGGCAAACGCCUAAUUAACUAAAAAAAUCUACAAGGUAUCUAUAAAAAAUCAUAAUAAACGCAGAUUGCACGCAAACGUAUAGACGGUCGGAUAAGCACAAGUGAUGAUAAGUACAGAAAAACUUAUCUUGAUUGAUUCUCUCGUUCUUGACGUUACUAAUACGGUACAGGACCAGAACGAAUGGAAGCAUUGUUCGAGCGGAACGUUUAUUACGGUCCGACCAUGCGGACCCCAUAAUAUUAUAGAGCUAACGAGUGGGUGUGCUUGUUUUAUCUCAUAGGGAUUUAGUGUAUAACAUAUAAUAAUAUUGACCACAUACGAUAAUCGGUGGCGCAUUUUCUGCUAACAUUGCUAGACUGAAACGUAAAACAACAAAAAUAUCACAAUCUGAAAAAAUAUAGAAAUAUAAGAAGUACAGUAAAUCGGCAUCAACGACCAUUUGAUACGCAGGCUGACUAGGUAUAUCGUCGUCAAUUUUAAACUGAUGACUAACGCACCAGAAGCAAUCAGAUCUUAAACAAAAUCAGACCUUUGAAUACAACUUCGAAUAGCGCUCAACCGUGAUUGUUUCGACAAUGAGCUGGAUCACGGAGCAUUACUUGAUUGAUAAGUAAUUGAGUUCAAUCAAAUCCUCCUCACCUGUAUUAUCAGUAUUCAUACAUAGUCAUCCUCAAAACACACAAAUACACAACAUCACACAUACCCAUACAUACAGAUAUGCAUGAAGUAAACAUAUUCUGCCACUUUUAGGUCGAAGAUUUAGACGGAGCGGACAAAGCGGUCCACCGUCUCGAGACGACCCGCGUCAUCUAAGGCCGGACGCGUCCAAUUUUGAGUUCCCGAAACACAAAAGCACAAAUUCAAUGAUACCAAGCUAACAACACAAAUGAAAUCUUUACAUACACCAGUUGCGCUCAAAUGAACUUCGUUCUAACAAUCUUGCUUUAUUGUUCAUCCGAUACCGAAAGCGUCCCCAAAAGCAUGGUCCUAAAAAAAAUAAACAUAGCUUUUCAAGAUGGCGCCACUAUGGACAUCGCGUAGUCGUCACACUUGGGAUGCAACGUCGUACCGUCGAUGCCAGACCACGCGACUCGACGGCAGAAAGGAUUUUUACCGAAAUUUAGCAGCGAAUAGCAGGGAAACAAUGUCCAAGAUUAUCCUAAGCCAUAGUCUUCGUACCAGACUGUUCCCAGAGUGAUUAAUGAUGACAUAGCAGCUGACUGGAUACUAACACCGUGACUCCUCCAUCAUUUACUUAAAAUACAGACAAGCAAUAUUUUGCUUGUUGGCCAGAGACGCUAAAGGAAACGAAAGAAAGAAAGAAUACAAGAAUAUAUGUCAACGAUACACGGAAAGGUGGCGAUAAACUGGACAGUUUUUACAGGGUGAAGUUUUUAUAGCAACAACAAUGGGUUGUCAGAACGUUCCCCCACAAACUAACGCGAAUAUUUCAAAUACAAGCGACAAGUGGCAAGUGAAAUAUUCUCCAUUUUCAUUAUGGCCUUAAUCCAACAUGCAUGGUGAACGUCUAACGAUUUAAUACGACCGUACCGAACGGACCUGUUUGGCCAAACGUCCACCACAGGAAAAAACCGAAAGCGGAAACUGAGAAAUUGUUAAGGUUAUUAGUCAUUACUAUUGCUGUCAAUGUUCACUUGAAGAUCAAUCUGGAUUUCUUUAAGCGUUGUGCCAUAGCUGCAGAGAACUGCUGUAGUAGUUGGCUGGCUGACAGGUUUACUAUACGCAUAAAAUAUAUAUAUAUAAAAAAAAAAAUUCAUAGCUUGAAAAACUGUUAGUCGUACGGCAAGCAAUAGUUGGCUGUAGUUUCGCCUUGUUCCUAUCCAGUGCUUCUAUAAAUUCCCACGGCAAUGUCCUAUACAUAUUGUCUGAGCCGGUACGUCCUGUUUAUUGUUGUUGGGAAGCGGUGACCGUUUUUCAAUAUUAGAAGACCAUGGAAGGUGUAAAAACUAUUUAUUACCGACUAACUAGAACUUUGUGUAGCGCGAGAACAAAAAACUAGUAAUAUAAUUUCAGGCUAACAGAAUCAUUAGAAAUCUGCUGAAGAUUCAAUAUACUUGUGUCUACAUAAGAGACAUCGAAGAACCUCUAUUUUACCUGACGACUGUAACCAUUAGUCUUGUUUUAGGGGCUAGACACAAAAGCUAGCAAUCAACAAUCAAAGCUAGACAACCCGGCUCCUUACUGUCAAAGCAAUCGUCUCGGCUCGCGUGGUCAGCGUAGUAAACUUAAUUGCCUUUGCCAUCUAUGGAUGACAAGUUCUACUGAAAGCUAAAGGGUAACGGCAGUAAGUCUAACAACGAUGUCUACAUUUGAAAACAUAAGUAUGACCGGUAACGACGCCUGUCUUCUCUCGACUAUACCGAAGCAGAGGCGUUACAGCCUAAUACCGAAUAGGAUUAGAAUUCAUUCAUAGUAACGGGUUAAUUAUGACACCUGCCUUUGAAAUACUUGAUAGCAAAAUCCUGUACAAUAAUCUACAGAACAAUAGCAAAUUCGAGUGAAGUGACUUCAACACGAAGCGUCAAAUAGAUUCCGUAAAGGGUAAUUAUUUAUACGGCGGAUCCGCCAUAACCGAAUGUGGUUGUUUGCGCUUAAUCACAUCGUUUCCGAUACGUAAUUUGUCGUCGUUUUUUUCCGUUAUUUCUCUAUUGACUCAGUAGAAGUGGUGGUCUGUCUCUAUAUUAGGCUCACCCAGUCGUGUAGCCAAACAUCCGUAGUCUCUCAAGUCCGCGCGUGUAGAAGCGAGACCAAAUAUAUGUCACGAUUGAAUGGCUGGGUAGCGAAACGGCCAACGUGAAGGACGGAGUCCUUCAGCCUACGCUCUGCCUCUGUCACUUGCCAAUUUUCUAUGAAUAACACAACGGCAAACGAAACACAACAAUUUCCAGUAUAUACAUACACACGCAUAUAACAAUAUUAUAUGAUUAUAUGGGAAACAUAUAAAAAGGCAAAUAAUAAUAAUAGGGGAAAGUACGGCUUACCAAAACUUCUUAUUAACAGCGGUUACGUCUCGAGUAACGGGACGUAACCGCUAUUAACAAAAAUAUCGAUUUGAAACAAUUCAGUAGUGAUCAGCUAUGAUGGCGGUAAGAAGAAGAGAGGAUGAACCCUCGAUAUAUUGCUGCAAUAGUGCCAAUGCUGGCAUUGUAUCAUUACAUCACAAAGUAAACUGAACCUUCGAAUCUGCAAGCCUACGUAAAAAAAAUGUUUUUUUUUUUUUUUUUUAAAUGAUGCGCAAUCGUCGUCUCCGUACUACCGGCACUAAUGUUACCUACCUGCCUACCUACCUACCUACCUACCUACCUACCUACCUACCUACCUACCUACCUACCAGUAAUAACAAUAUUAACCUGGUGAUAAAGAUGAAAAUAUUCGUUACGACGUGAAGAUAACGAGACUAGCGGUAAUUAGGUCGCAUUUAAGUAAAAAAGAUGUUGUCAUCAUUAUAAUGAAAAUUAUUAUUGUUAAUAAGGAACAAUAUACUGUAUUUGAGAUGGAGAGAAAAUACGUCCUGCAGAUAGAACGGUCAAUGUGGGUGAUCGAAGAGGAUGCGUCAGUUAUUGUGACUAUUGUUAUUAUUAGCUACACAGUAUGUAGUAAGGCCUACAUUGAGACGAAAAGUAUGAGCUUGGGGGAUGCUGAGACAACCAGCGUCUAUGCUAGCGAUAACAUACAGACGCGUGCCGUUAGGAACAAAAAGAGGAAGAACACGGUAACGUUAAGACUAGGGAAAGAUGAUGUCGGCGCUUCUUCGGGAGAUAGGUUUAAUUUUUUUUUUUCUCCUAGCUGUGAGCUAGUUGCUUCACGCUGGCUAGAGAGCUAUAUAAAUUAGCUCGUUAUGUCUCUUGUUAGAAAAUUCAGGAUGAAAGAUAACUAGGCGCAUAUGUUGGCCGUGCGAAGGACUGGCCAUCGCGGAAAAAGGUUUCCCGUUCUUUGGCAUCUUACAAAGCGAUUGAUACAGAGCUGAAAAUGCAUGGAAACAGGCGAUUUGUGUGUAUUUGAAUACGAUAAUCUUCGUUUCUUUGUAGAGCGAAAAAUGUCGAAAUGCAAAAACUAAAAAAAAAAAAAAAAGCACCAUGCUAUAAAAAAAAAAACAUUAAGAAUACAUUUUUACGGUGAACAUUCUUGGUCAUGCCAAACCCGGAUCUUCUUUGAUUGAUUAAGAAGAUUUCCGAGUUUUUCUUUAUCGCAAGCGCGUUGCCAACUGUAGCAACGGUGUCGCCGUUCAUGACCACUAACACUGAGAUGUUAAACACGUACCAUACACUCUAUGACAUGACUUUGGAUUGUAUUAUUUAUAUACGUCGCAUGAUCGCUCAUAGAUGCUCAGUAUCGUCACGAUUCGAUUCUCUGUAGGAAGAAUUGGCCCAUGUCGAAGACUCGGGCCCGAAGACACUUUAAUCACUUGAUAAGCAGACGAAACGGGUACACAAACAAAAGAAAUACUAGUAAAAAUAGUAGUAAGAAAUCUGAUAACUUGACAAAAAUUUUUAACAAACUUUAUUAUUCUGGACGCGUUUGUCGGCGACUAGUUUUCGCUAAUACGGCUCCAGAACGUCGCAGGUCGUUUCAAUAGGAUGGGAUAAAUUCAGAAGUAGGAUUUUCUUCCCCUAAUGGUAAUCAAUUUAAUUAGAAGAGUUGUUAGUUAAUUGCGCAAGCUUCAUGGAGGCGUUCAUUAACGAGACGGUGGCGACAAUGAUAUUCAUGCACUGAUGAUAUUGACAAGUCAUUGAUGAACUAAUACAAAAAGACGAUAACGCUAAAAGAGUUAAGAAGAUGAGAUUCGAUUGAAUAUCGGAGUUUUAGGAGAAGACACGCACCCCUGAGGCAGCUUCCUGCUGUGUCACAUUGGGGAGCUAUGCAGUACAGGUAUGUUGUUAUGUCAUAUAUAGCUAUGACGCAAGCUUCUCUUAUACUACUGAGCAAUCCAGCGAUAGAAGAAUGGCCAGAAAGGAACUAAUCCUUGUAAGGACUUCGCCCUUUCUGGUGCUUCGUCGACUUGUGUAUUCGGUAAUUCUCGAUCCACUGGUAAUGACAAUACCAUUACCAUAUAUUAUUAAUACUAAUAUUGAUAUUGUAUACGACGACGAUGAUAAUAAAAAUGCUAUUAAAUGCUUGAAUAAAGUUGACACGUAUUG
This is a messenger RNA of Varroa destructor (honeybee mite), 15881 nucleotides long. It is a transcript of the gene Nca, whose product is annotated as neurocalcin homolog. The record is from RefSeq and is a predicted model, not a curated record. Gene Ontology annotation, molecular function: calcium ion binding. NCBI's taxonomy places the organism in Eukaryota, Metazoa, Arthropoda, Arachnida, Mesostigmata, Varroidae.